Molecule: messenger RNA, 1810 nt
Organism: Danio rerio (zebrafish)
Lineage: Eukaryota; Metazoa; Chordata; Actinopteri; Cypriniformes; Danionidae
Gene: b3gnt5b
Product: UDP-GlcNAc:betaGal beta-1,3-N-acetylglucosaminyltransferase 5b
Biological process (GO): sphingolipid biosynthetic process; glycoprotein biosynthetic process
Cellular component (GO): membrane; Golgi membrane
Molecular function (GO): lactosylceramide 1,3-N-acetyl-beta-D-glucosaminyltransferase activity; hexosyltransferase activity
Source: RefSeq, marked provisional
AACAAAUACGGGAGUGUCCUUCGUUCCUCAAACACACUCCUCGUGGUUAGUUCACUUCACAACAACUUCCUCGGGGCAAGGUUCGUUAUUAACCAGGAGAAGUUGCUCACAGAUGCCGGAGUCUAUAGUAUCGUGAAUAAAGUCAAAAGUCAGCCAAUGGAAGAGACGCGGUUAUGUUUGGUGCUUUAGCUGAAAGCUGAGGCGAAUCCAGAUGACUUGCACGAUCACUCCAGGAGCGCCACAAUUGUCUAUUGUCAUGUUGAAGAUUUUACCAUCAAUGGCUGCUGAACACACAGAGUACUGCACCAAGUUUUGAAGGCCACCAUGGUUGUGGAUGAAACAUAGCCUGGAAUUGCUUCUGGACCUGGAGCCAAUGUUCAGAGAAGUCAUGGCAGUUCUCAAAAUGCCUAGAUUUAAGAAAUAUCACCUACGGCUAAUGAUAACCUGCUUUAGUACCUUACUGCUCAUGACAUACUGGGAAAAGAUUGACAACUGUGUUGUAACUCAUGUAAUGUCUUUCUCGUACCGAUACCUUAUCAAUAGCUUCAAAUUCAUUAACUCAAGCUUUAUAGUCAACCCUGAGGAUGCCAUCAAGUACAACCACAGGUACCUCAUAAACCAUCAAACAACGUGCGACAACAAAGACAUUUUGCUCCUUCUCUUUGUGAAAAGCUCAUCAGAGAACUUUGAGAGAAGACAGGCAAUUCGCUCUACUUGGGGAAACGAGACGUUCAUUGAAAAUACUCUGGGUGUUAAUGUAAAGGUCUUGUUUGCUCUUGGCCUCCAUCCUAUACCAGAAGAGAGGGGAAAACUUAAGGAGGAUCUUAUGUUUGAGGACCAAAAGUAUCAUGAUCUCAUCCAGCAGGACUUCAUGGACACCUUUCACAAUCUUACUCUAAAGCUUCUGCUGCAACUUGGUUGGAAAGAAACAUACUGCCAUCAUGCGCAGUUCCUCAUGUCUGCAGACGAUGAUGUCUUUGUCCACACUCCCAACCUAAUUCUUUACUUGCAAGGGUUUGGCCAAAGUAACACCAGAGACCUUUGGAUUGGAAGGGUGCACCGCGGUUCACCUCCGAAUCGAGACAAAGAGAGCAAGUACUAUGUGUCCCGAGACUUGUACCCAUGGUUGUCCUACCCAGACUACACCCCUGGAUCUGGGUAUGUCCUCUCCAGAGAUGUGGUGUCCAGAAUCUAUCAAGCUUCGCUCACCAUAAACGCGUCCUUUCACAUCGAUGACGUCUUCCUCGGGAUCUGCGCUAAAAUGAUGGACGUUUCUCCCACGGAUCACGCGUUCUUCUCCGGAGAGGGAAAAGCUCCUCAUCACCAUUGCAUCUACAGCCAGAUGAUGACUUCGCAUGGACAUGUUAGUGACAUUCAUGAAAUGUGGAGGCAUGCGAGAAACGCUGAAGAUGUUCUGAUAUCUUCAGGACUGUUUCGAAGGCUCUACUGCACGGCUGUUAAAGUGAGACUCUUGUGUGUUCCCUUUUUUUCUAAUUCUUAUCCAUGUAAGGCAGCUUUUUUUGAAGAAGACACUUAUUAAAAUUCAACAGAACACCAUUGCUGUAAGUGCACUUAUAAAAUCUGAUUACUAGAGGAAAGUUGUAUUGUAUUGCAUAGCAGUACGUUAGACUGAUUGGGUAGAAAAAGUCAAGAGUUGUGUUCCAAAAAGGGAGAGAAGUGUAAUUUACAGAAUGUUACAUUGUGCAACAUGUUUAUCGCAUUAAGUUAAAGGAAAUUGUUCAGAUCUUCAGUGCAUCAGUAGCCCUUAUGGAUUCUGAAAAAUCAAUAAAUCAGUUAUCUUGGGCAGUAA